Messenger RNA from Saimiri boliviensis boliviensis (Bolivian squirrel monkey), 1443 nucleotides. It is a transcript of the gene TP53RK, whose product is annotated as TP53 regulating kinase. Gene Ontology annotation, molecular function: protein serine/threonine kinase activity; ATP binding. The record is from RefSeq and is a predicted model, not a curated record. Gene Ontology annotation, biological process: protein phosphorylation. Gene Ontology annotation, cellular component: nucleus; cytosol; EKC/KEOPS complex. NCBI's taxonomy places the organism in Eukaryota, Metazoa, Chordata, Mammalia, Primates, Cebidae.
UACGGAGAUAACGGAAGAGGUGGAAGGCGGGGCCACAAGAGCCCUUCCGGCAGGGAACCCAAGGCUUCAAAGUUGGGAGGCGUAACCACUCACAGGCCGGAAGUUGCCGGGGUAGACGCGUUCGGGUAGCAGAAGAAGUCCGGGGAUUUCCGAAGCGAGCCGAAGCAUCGCGAUCGUUUUCAGGGACAGCUGAUCCGUCCGAGCUGUUUCACGGACCACAGUCAUGGCGGCACCCAGAGCUGCUGUGCCCGACGGUGGCGAGGAACCCGCGCCGGAGGCUGAGGCUCUGGCCGCGGCCCGGGAGCGGAGCAGCCGCUUCUUGAGCGGCCUGGAGCUGGUGAAGCAGGGCGCCGAGGCGCGCGUGUUCCGCGGCCGCUUCCAGGGCCGCGCGGCGGUGGUGAAGCACCGCUUCCCCAAGGGUUACCGGCACCCGGCGCUGGAGGCGCGGCUUGGCAGGCGGCGGACGGUGCAGGAGGCCCGGGCGCUCCUCCGCUGCCGCCGCGCAGGAAUAUCUGCCCCAGUUGUCUUUUUUGCGGACUAUGCUUCCAACUGCCUAUAUAUGGAAGAAAUUGAAGGCUCGGUGACUGUUCGCGAUUAUAUUCAGUCCACUAUGGAGGCUGAAAAAACUCCCCAGAGUCUCUCCAACUUAGCCAAGGAAAUUGGGCAGGUUUUGGCUCGAAUGCACGACGAAGACCUCAUUCAUGGUGAUCUCACCACCUCCAACAUGCUCCUGAAACCCCCGCUGGAACAGCUGAACAUCGUGCUGAUAGACUUUGGACUGAGUUUCAUUUCAGCACUUCCAGAGGAUAAGGGAGUAGACCUCUAUGUCCUGGAGAAGGCCUUCCUCAGUACCCAUCCCAACACUGAAACUGUGUUUGAAACCUUUCUGAAGAGCUACUCCACCUCCUCCAAAAAGGCCAGGCCAGUGCUAAAAAAAUUAGAUGAAGUACGCCUGAGAGGAAGAAAGAGGUCCAUGGUUGGGUAGAAGAAUGUGUCUGACCACCACACACAGUGAAGCUGUUUUUUUCAAAGUAUAUUUGAAGAAAUGCUGCAAGUAAGAGUAGAUCUAAGUAACGGUGUUAAGAUAUUUGUAAGUGGUGUGUGAUCGUGCCUGGUGUGUCAUUAUCAUCGGCACUACUGGAGCUUUCUAUGUAUCUAAGACACGUUCUAGGCGGAAUUGGGUAUUUAAAGUAAAUCUAGGACAGGCUUUCUCCCAGGUUGUGACUUGUACAUCUCAGGUACAUGGGUGGAGCACUGAACCACGUGAGAACUUUCUUCUCUUUUGAGUCCCUGUGAGAUGAGGAUGAAGUCUCAGUUGCUGAUAGGUCUUUAUCAGCCCCAUAGCCUAGUGUUUUUUUGUUGCACGUGAUAUAUUUGUCUUGAAACCAGUUUAAUGGGUGUACAACUAGAAUUUUUUACAAUGAAGUAGAAUUUCAGAAUAGA